This is a messenger RNA of Eriocheir sinensis (Chinese mitten crab), 1107 nucleotides long. RefSeq names its product inhibitor of nuclear factor kappa-B kinase subunit epsilon-like. Lineage: Eukaryota; Metazoa; Arthropoda; Malacostraca; Decapoda; Varunidae. The coding region runs from base 232 to 1107 and encodes 291 amino acids. Gene Ontology annotation, cellular component: cytoplasm. The record is from RefSeq and is a predicted model, not a curated record. The transcript is spliced from 8 exons. Gene Ontology annotation, molecular function: protein serine/threonine kinase activity; ATP binding. Gene Ontology annotation, biological process: peptidyl-serine phosphorylation.
GGUGUUGCUGACAUUUUUAGGUGCUGAGGCCACAUCCCUGCUCCAAUUACCGACCUAGCCCUGCCGUUAACUACCCAAACCUUCCUUAAUAGUCCCCUCUGUUGACUGGCUCCGUGGAUGACUUAGGAAGAAGUUAUCAGCCAUAGGAAUUCGUCACCAUCCUACCUGUGACCUUGAAUUUCCAGUUGGACAGGUGCAUAUUUCUCACCUGUAGUUGCAAAGCGGGCAAAAAUGACCUCAAAGAAAGGCUCGGAAACAAGUAAACGAGAGGUCAAUGUGUCGGGGAUGUCGUUCCUGCGCGGUUCGGCCAACUAUGUGUGGUGCACGACGUCGGUGCUGGGCAAGGGGGCGACGGGGGCUGUGUUCCAGGGCGUCAACAGGCACACCGGUGAGCCCGUGGCGGUGAAGACGUUCAACCAGCUGUCCCACAUGCGGCCACACGAGGUUCAGAUGAGGGAGUUUGAGGUGCUGAAGAAAGUCAACCAUGAGAGUAUCGUCAAACUUCUGGCCAUUGAGGAGGAGCAAGAGGGCCGAGGGAAGGUCAUUGUGAUGGAAAUGUGUACGGGCGGGUCGCUCUUCAACAUCCUAGACGACCCGGAGAACAGUCACGGGCUGGAGGAGGGAGAGUUCAUACUGGUGCUCUCACAUCUCGCUGCCGGCAUGAAGCACCUCCGAGACAACAACUUGGUGCACCGUGAUCUCAAGCCGGGCAACAUCAUGAAGUUCAUUGACAUUGACGGCUCCACCAUCUACAAGCUGACGGACUUUGGCGCGGCGAGAGAGCUCCAGGACGACCAGCAGUUCAUGUCUCUCUACGGCACAGAGGAAUACUUGCACCCAGACAUGUACGAGCGAGCCGUGCUGAGGAAGCCUGUUGGGAAGACCUUUGGUGCCCGGGUGGACUUGUGGUCGAUAGGUGUGACACUUUACCACGUGGCGACGGGAAUGCUUCCCUUCCGUCCCUAUGGUGGGCGCCGCAACAAGGAGACCAUGUACCAUAUCACCACGGAGAAGGCGCCGGGGGUCAUCUCAGGGGUGCAGACCUCGGAGAACGGGCCCAUUGAGUGGUGCACGUCCUUUCCGGAAACCUGUCAGUUGAGCCUGUGA